AUGCUGACGCUGGACCGGCUCCCGAACGAGGUCCUCCACAACAUCGCCUCCCUGCUGCACAAGAAAUACGACCUCGCCGCUCUGUCGCGGACGAGCCGGCACUGCUACAACAUCGCCAGUCCCAUCCUCUGGAAGCGCGAGGCCAAGUCCGACCGCCCUGGCGCCCUGCACUGGGCCGUCGAGCAUGGCGACCUCAACGUCUUCAACCGAGCCCUCGAAGCAGGCGUCGCUCCCAACCGAAUGGCCUACGCCCACAAGCCAAAGUCACGCAUCGAUGCGAGACACAAGUGGUGGAACUACCACAGCUCCUACUACGACGACCCUGAGUGGCGGAUGGACGACGACGACGACUCGGUAGACCUCGACCCCUCCUACGUCAGCCACGACCACUGCAACUGUUUCGAGGGCGGUUGCGAUGACGGAAUAUUCAACGACUGCUCCUGGGAGCCCAUCCAUGUUGCAGCUAGCAAGGGGAGGAUUGAUAUGAUUGAGAUUCUUCUGGAGAAGGGGGCCAGUGUCGAUGCCUUCUCAUGGGGUCUCUGUCUGUGCCGGCCCCAUCUACCAAUAGAAGCGUUUAGUGACUCGAGAGCCGUCGAAGAUGAGGAACUUGAGGAUCUACACGGUGGGGGAUGGACUCCUCUCCAUGUUGCCAUCUGCCAUGGCCAAGUGGAGGCCGCCAAGUACCUGGUGAAGCGUGGCGCUUCCAACGUGAUUUACCAGGGCAUCGACUUUGAGUUGGAUGUCACCGGGUUCGAUGAUGAAGUUAACCCGGAUGCUAGCAUGUUCCGCCUCACAGCGAUGCAUCAUGCGGCCAAGCACAACCAAGUGGAGUUGCUUCAGUUCCUGAAGGACGCAAAAAUCCAAGCCUAUGUGGACGCCGAAGGGCCGUUCAUGGGAACCCCUCUGUUCCAAGCAAUCUGGUACGGCCAUUGGGAUACCGUUGUUCCUUGGCUGCUCAAGAACGGGGCCGAUAUCGACGCACGUCUCAUCGAGACACGGUUGACGCCCUUGAUGAUGGCCUGCUUCUCGCGCCGCUUCGAUGAUGCUUCCAGACUCAUCGAUCUCGGCGCAAGUGUCAGCACAAUGUCUAUUCACCAGUUCAGCAUUCUUCAUCUGAUACUCGGGCCAGGCCAACUGCGAUUUGAUGAGUAUGGAGAAGCACAAGAGCCGGAGAGGGCGAAAAGCACGGUAUCGGAGGCAGAGAUUAUCACCAAGUUUAUUGCCCAUGGCUUCCCUGUGAAUGCUCGGGAAGCACUACUUGGCCUGACGCCGUUGAUGGUUGCAGGUUCCAGUUGUAACCUUGCGGCCAUGAAGGCGCUCAUUGACGGCGGAGCAGACGUCAACGCCCUCGACCAUGAUGGCCUCAACGCUUUGGCUCGAAUAGGAGAGGCUGCCGAAGGCGGGGCCAUCUCCGGGUUGUAUGAGGCCGGAAAUAUGUUGCUUGACGCGGGUGCCGUGAUCAAGGAUUCUAUGGAGGAUCUCACCCCUCUCAACGUCAUUUGCUCUCGACGUUGCGAGACGUAUGCGAGCCGUGACUGGGAGGAACAACACGCCAAGCUGGCCAAGCUCUUAAUCGAACGGGGAGCAGACCCGAACGAGAAGGGCAUCUCAAAAAGCCCCCCAUUUACAGAGGCCGUGAUACACAGCAACUUUACCCUUGCGCGAGCAAUUCUUGACAGCGGAGGUCGCCCUGAGCCUAAUGACAUUGAGGAACUGCUGAGCAAGUCUGCUAAGGACAUGUACGACGAUGGUAAGACGGAGUUUAUUGUGAGCUUGGACUUUGCAAAAUACGACAUGACUGGUCCCUCGGAUGCUUUCUUGGUACGCCUUAUCCAGACGGCGUUGAACGAGCAACUGUGGACAAGAGCGGCGGACCUGAUCAAGGUAGUACCGACGCCCAAAGAAAUGCGCAAGGGACUUGUCCAUCGAUGCCUCUUGAACGGUUCCCUUACGGGAGACGACCCUUCUACACUGGUGCAGACGCUCCUGGACCUUGGUGAGAGCCCCAACGAGCUCUGGGACGACGAGCCACCCAUAUACUACAGUCUCAAGUCCGGUUAUUGCUGGCGAUCGACACCUGUCCUGGUCAAUGCCGGGGCCGAUAUCAACAUGCCCACCAAAGCCAUGCCUGACGGGGCUUUCAUGUACUCGAUCAACCAAGGAUAUCAGUCCCAGUCACUGCAAAUGUUGGCAAAGCACCCCGAUGUACUCUGCGACCGGCCUGAGAGACUACACCGGGAAUGCUGGGCUUCUGUGAUCCGAUGGGACCAUGGCAUGCACCCUCAAAGCAGAAGACAGAUAGAUGCAGGUGAACCAGAUGUCCCGUACCUUUACUGGAACAUUGCGCACCAUCUCUUGGGUGCGGGUCUCCGGACGGACGUGACACUAGCGGAUGGGCGUGAGGUCAGGGGCAUCGUGGAGCAAGCAGUACCAACGGAUUACACCCUAGGUUUGGUGGAGCAGAAGGUGUUGGAGAAGUUCGACAUCCCGUACGAGGAGCCGGUGUAUCCUUCGGAUAACGAGGAUAGCUCUUACGACGAAGAUGAGGAAGACGAGUACGGUGUCCUCGGCGAACUAUUGUCCGACGACGGGGACGAAUCCGAUGGUCUUGAUGACUAUGAUUCUCAGCUCGACGGAGACGAGGACUACGAUGAGGAUGAUGAAGAGGAUGAUGAAGAGGAUGGCCACAUGCCCAUGCCUCCUAUGCCAGUGUUAUUUGGGUUUUACAUGUGA
Ilyonectria robusta is the source of this 2733-nucleotide messenger RNA. RefSeq names its product ankyrin repeat-containing domain protein. The transcript has a single exon. NCBI's taxonomy places the organism in Eukaryota, Fungi, Ascomycota, Sordariomycetes, Hypocreales, Nectriaceae. Bases 1 to 2733 code for a protein of 910 amino acids. The record is from RefSeq and is a predicted model, not a curated record. Gene Ontology annotation, molecular function: protein binding.